GGGACGCGGCCGCUGUGGAGGCGGUGGCUGUCCAGCUGUCAGGUUAGGCUGAGAAAGUGUGGGGAGUUUGAUGGGGAGAGUGAGGAGAGAGAAGCGGCCGCUACCAGGUGUAUAAGUGUUGUGUGUCCCAUCCCUACAUGUGAAGAUGACUAGACUAGGAUUCCUCCGGCUGUCCUACGAGAAACAGGACACUCUCCUCAAACUCCUCAUCCUGUCCAUGGCCGCAAUUCUCUCUUUCUCCACCAGGUUGUUCUCCGUGCUGCGGUUUGAGAGCGUCAUCCACGAGUUUGAUCCGUAUUUCAACUACCGGACCACCCGGUUCCUGACAGAGGAAGGGUUCUAUAAGUUCCUGAAUUGGUUCGAUGACCGAGCAUGGUAUCCCCUGGGGAGAAUUAUAGGGGGAACCAUCUACCCAGGUUUGAUGAUAACAUCAGCAGCGUUUUACCACACUAUGCACUUCUUCCACAUCACCAUCGACAUCAGGAAUGUAUGCGUGUUCCUAGCGCCUCUCUUCUCCUCCUUCACCACUAUCGUCACUUAUCACCUGACCAAAGAGCUGAAGGAUGCAGGUGCCGGUCUGUUAGCAGCAGCGAUGAUUGCUGUAGUGCCGGGAUAUAUCUCCCGAUCUGUGGCUGGAUCGUAUGAUAAUGAAGGUAUUGCCAUCUUCUGCAUGUUGCUUACAUACUACAUGUGGAUCAAGGCAGUAAAGACUGGCUCCAUCUACUGGGCCGCUAUGUGUGCCCUUGCCUAUUUUUACAUGGUCUCUUCCUGGGGAGGUUACGUGUUUCUGAUCAAUCUGAUCCCUCUUCAUGUCCUCGUCCUGAUGCUGACUGGCCGCUUCUCCCACCGCAUCUACGUGGCCUAUUGCACAGUCUACUGUCUGGGUACCAUCCUGUCUAUGCAGAUCUCCUUUGUUGGUUUUCAGCCGGUUCUGUCCUCUGAACACAUGGCGGCCUUAGGAGUGUUUGGACUGUGCCAGAUACAUGCGUACGUGGACUAUCUGCGGAGCAAGCUGAACCCCCAGCAAUUUGAGAUUCUCUUCAGAAGCAUCAUCUCCUUGGUUGGGUUUGUCCUGCUGACUGUGGGGGCCGCGCUGAUGCUGACAGGUAAAAUCUCUCCAUGGACCGGACGUUUCUAUUCCCUCCUGGAUCCGUCUUACGCCAAGAACAACAUUCCCAUCAUUGCGUCCGUUUCUGAACAUCAGCCCACUACCUGGUCCUCCUACUACUUUGACCUUCAGCUCCUCGUCUUCAUGUUUCCAGUGGGUCUGUAUUACUGCUUCAGUAACCUGUCUGAUGCCAGAAUAUUCAUCAUCAUGUACGGAGUCACUAGCAUGUACUUCUCCGCCGUCAUGGUGCGUCUGAUGCUGGUCUUGGCCCCCGUCAUGUGUAUUCUGUCCGGUAUUGGGGUAUCUCAGGUAUUAACUACUUACAUGAAGAACCUUGACAUAAGCCGUCCUGAUAAGAAAACUAAAAAACAACAGGAUUCCACAUACCCAAUUAAAAAUGAGGUUGCCAGUGGAAUGAUCAUGGUAAUGGCGUUCUUCCUGGUCACUUACACAUUCCAUUCCACCUGGGUCACCAGCGAGGCGUACUCUUCGCCCUCAAUUGUGCUGUCUGCGCGGGGAGGAGAUGGGAGCCGCAUCAUAUUUGAUGAUUUCAGAGAGGCCUACUACUGGCUUCGACACAACACCCCCGAGGACGCCAAAGUCAUGUCAUGGUGGGAUUAUGGAUACCAGAUUACUGCAAUGGCCAAUCGAACAAUCCUGGUGGAUAAUAACACCUGGAACAAUACGCACAUUUCCCGUGUGGGCCAGGCCAUGGCAUCCACAGAAGAGAAAGCCUAUGAGAUUAUGAGGGAGCUGGACGUCAGUUACGUCCUGGUUAUAUUUGGAGGCCUCACCGGAUACUCGUCGGAUGAUAUUAACAAGUUUUUGUGGAUGGUGAGAAUUGGUGGCAGUACAGACACCGGUAAACACAUAAAGGAACACGAUUACUACACACCAACAGGAGAGUUCCGUGUGGAUAGAGAAGGGUCCCCGGUUCUUCUCAACUGCCUUAUGUACAAGAUGUGCUACUACCGAUUUGGACAAGUAUACACAGAAGCCAAGCGGCCUCCAGGCUAUGACCGGGUCAGGAAUGCUGAAAUCGGAAAUAAAGAUUUUGAGCUGGAUGUCUUGGAAGAAGCCUACACCACUGAGCAUUGGCUGGUCCGAAUAUACAAAGUAAAAGAUCUUGACAACCGCGGCCUUUCCAGGACAUAACGUUGCCUUCAGCUUUAACACAAACAGCACUGAGAGAGCCCUCGCCUGUGAACCAGAUUUUUAUACUGUUUCUAUUGACGGGAAGAAUGAAACUUGAUUGGCCAAUGGGGUUGCACUGGUCGCUGCACAUUCUGCGUGGAAUGCUUUUUAUCAAUAUGAAUGUGUUACCAAAAUAGUUGAAUUUGUGGGUAUGACAAUGGUCAAUUAAAGAUGGGGAUUAAAUUC
This is a messenger RNA of Pseudophryne corroboree (corroboree frog), 2488 nucleotides long. It is a transcript of the gene STT3A, whose product is annotated as STT3 oligosaccharyltransferase complex catalytic subunit A. Lineage: Eukaryota; Metazoa; Chordata; Amphibia; Anura; Myobatrachidae. Gene Ontology annotation, molecular function: dolichyl-diphosphooligosaccharide-protein glycotransferase activity. The record is from RefSeq and is a predicted model, not a curated record. Gene Ontology annotation, cellular component: membrane. Bases 146 to 2263 code for a protein of 705 amino acids. Gene Ontology annotation, biological process: post-translational protein modification. The transcript is spliced from 18 exons.